GCUUUGCUCUUAGUGUAUUUCUAUCUGAUGAAUACUAUAAACACCUCCACUAGUGUCUCCUCAUUCAUGCUUAGAAUGGGCUAUUUAUUCUAUAUCCUACCACCACUUUUGCUAUUGCCACAAUCUACCUUACCAACUAUAUCUGAUACUUGUGCUCAAUCAAUGGUGGCCCACAUACUAGAUAUUGCCUAA
Molecule: messenger RNA, 192 nt
Organism: Heterobasidion irregulare TC 32-1
Lineage: Eukaryota; Fungi; Basidiomycota; Agaricomycetes; Russulales; Bondarzewiaceae
Exons: 1
Source: RefSeq, a predicted model, not a curated record